AUGGACUUUGAUUUUAAGACACAGGAGUGCCGGGGACUUGGGUGGCGAAUAGGACUCAAAUGCACAAAGUGUACAUAUGUGUCCAGUGUAUACUCUCUAUAUGAAGGAAGGAAGAAACCAGGCAGGAAGGGGAGAGACACUGUGCAGAUGAAUUGUGCAGUGCAGGUUGGACUAACACAGACUAGAAUUGGCAACUCGGCAAUGCGACUAACUCUGAUGAGUGCCAAUAUCCCUGCCCCCUCUGAGAGAGGAAUGCAGAAGAGUGCUAAUAAAGUAUGUGACCAGAUCGAGGAACUCAAUAAGACUGACAUGGGUGGACUUAGAAAGAGAAUACGAGAGAUCAACAUACACCUAGGAAAUCCACCAAACAAAGUGGACCUGAUGGUCGAUGCCACCUACAACAACCCAAUAUAUUCCGGUGGAGGAAAGACUCCAUUCCAGCCAGCAUCACAGGUUAUGUUCAGCACCAUAGAACACAACACCAAGGACCAGUAUGUGCUAGACCUUGUCACCAAGAACAAACUGUGCAAUAUAUGGCCACCCUGUGACAGUGAACAUAGCUCACACUGUAAAGGUAACUUACCUCUAGCCUCGUCGAUUGGUAAUGAACAAGCAUACUGUUCUGAGAGUCUGGAGAAUCUCAAAAGAGAUGGCCUGGAAGUGGACAAGCUUGUUACUGACUCAGACACAGGUGCGUUCAAGGCUGCUGACAAGAGAUACAAAUGUGGUACAUCAUGUACAAAGCCACAACACUAUCUGGACCCCAUUCAUCUCACAAGGAAUUUUAGAAAAAAACAUGUCAAAGUGUGUGAAACUUGA
Messenger RNA from Pecten maximus, 819 nucleotides. RefSeq lists its product as uncharacterized. Bases 1 to 819 code for a protein of 272 amino acids. The transcript has a single exon. Lineage: Eukaryota; Metazoa; Mollusca; Bivalvia; Pectinida; Pectinidae. The record is from RefSeq and is a predicted model, not a curated record.